AUGCAAGAACAAGAUCAAAUCCCUCGCGUAACCGUCGAACGCCAGGUAGACUGGUUACGCGUGCAAGAGAAUGUAAACGCCUCGUUGAAGCAAUCUCUCGAGGACCGCCUGCGCACGCUCCCACUAGACGAGGCUCGGCGAUUGCGGCCGAAGCUCGAGGUCGAGCUCAAUGCAAUACGGGACCGCAUGUGGGAGAUGACCAAACCCAACCUACGUGUAAAUGGCUUUAACUAUGAGGAAUACGUUGAGACCACUGAACCGUUCGACGAGGCGCUCGAUCGCACGCUGUGGCCGCUCAACGCGGAGCGCGUCGACUGGGUCUGCAAGGUCAACAACUUGCGGAGAAAGAAGCCGGACGAGACCGCCGGCGUGCUUGAAGACAUGGAGGUGCGGCGCGACGGGUUGACAUGGGCACCUAGUGAGAAGCAGGAGGCCGAUCUCAAACAGGCCAUUGAAGAUGCGCAGAAGGAGGUGCGGGCCGAAGAUCACCCCCCACCCCCACGAUAUGGCGAGGUGGUCGACACGUUCCGCAAGGUUGUCGACAACAUGUCCGAAUUGGUCGAGAUCGCGCCGCAGCAGUUAGAGCGCGCAGAGCGAGUGCACCAGGUGCGCGAGGAGAUAUCACGAUUGCCCGUCUAG
This is a messenger RNA of Cutaneotrichosporon cavernicola, 639 nucleotides long. RefSeq lists its product as uncharacterized. Lineage: Eukaryota; Fungi; Basidiomycota; Tremellomycetes; Trichosporonales; Trichosporonaceae. The coding region runs from base 1 to 639 and encodes 212 amino acids. Gene Ontology annotation, biological process: mitotic sister chromatid segregation. Gene Ontology annotation, cellular component: kinetochore; MIS12/MIND type complex. The record is from RefSeq and is a predicted model, not a curated record. The transcript has 4 exons.